AAUCGAUAUCCAUAUACAUGACACCCCUGAGUUCACGAUUAACGGAACAGCCGAGCGGCGACAUCGACGAAAUCUGAACUGACGAACAGCUACCGCCGACGCGGCGACGCUUGUCGGUUGGCAGUUUGGCCGCCUGCUGGAUCUUCAAUUCCUUAUUCCUCAAUCCUCAGGCCUCACCCUCCUGGUGCUGCGUGGUGCAUAGUCGCCUUCAGCCCUUCACGGCUUCACUGCCUGUGUGCAUCAGCCCCUCACCAAUCAAUCCAAUCAGCGACAGCCUUUAGACUCUUUAGGUGAUAUUGAGAAAGUUAGAGGGAGGGAGAAAGAGAGCUAGGGUGCAUGUGAAUGGCGGAAUUCGUUGAGGCUGACAAUUCAGAAGCUAUAAUCACAAGAAUUGAGCAUAAGUCUCGGAAGAUUGAAAGCUUACUCAAACAGUAUAAACCCGUGGAAGCUCUGAAAACUGCUCUUGAAGGCUCACCUCCCAUGACUAAAGAUGAAAGAUGCAAGUCUGCAAAUUGGAUUGUAGUCCAUAGGGCAAUCAUGGCUAUAAAGGAUUUGGACAGCUUGUUCUCUUCUCUAGAUCCCGAGUACUAUGAUAUUCUUAUGAAGUAUCUCUACAGAGGCUUAUCCACUGGGGACCGCCCCACAUGUGAUCAGUGCCUAAGAAUUCAUGAAAAGCUGACCGAGAAAGCUGGUCUGGGCUGUAUACUAAGGUCUCUUGCUGAUACUGUAAAUAUCGUCUAGUGUUUCUACUCUAUAUAUUUCGGAGGAAGUAGAGCAACUAUUUUUCAUUUGGCAACUAUUGGUAUGCAUUCGGUAUUCCAUAGUUUAAGGCGGUCGAGUGUAAUAAGUUAGGUAUUGUCUUUUUUAGACUUGGUUCUUUGGAAGAAAUACAUAUAUUAGCAACUUGUACGGGUUAUUUAUCCUAGUUUACUAUAUCCGAG
Messenger RNA from Cuscuta europaea, 941 nucleotides. NCBI's taxonomy places the organism in Eukaryota, Viridiplantae, Streptophyta, Magnoliopsida, Solanales, Convolvulaceae. The record is from the annotation of a GenBank genome assembly.